CGCGCCGGGGCUGGGGCUCGCGCCGCGGGGCGCGCGCGGGUGCAGGCGCCUGCAGGGGAGGCUGCGGGGUGCGCCCUGCAACGGGGUGCAAGCAGCUCCAGGGGCGGCCCUGGGGAGCCCCCAGCACCUGGGGGCAGCUCUGGGGGUCCCCGCAGCAGGAGGGGCGGCGAACCUUCGCCUUGUGGGCUCGGCUCUAGCAGCGCUGCACCUCCGGCGGCAGGUCUGGGGUGUCUGUAGGAAGCAGGGGAGCUUUCCUAGAGGGGUCCCUGGGGCUGUCGGGGGGAUCCGGGCACCCCCAGCAGCCUGCGUGGGUGUGCGGGAGGAAGCCCCACUUGCUGUAGGUGCAGGUUGGGCCUCCGGUGUUGUCUGUUCCCCAUGGCUGUAGGGAAAGCGAGGGGUCAUUAGCAGCCAGGGGAGCAGUUGAGAGACCCCCGCUACCAGGAGAUCUCAGCUCGGGUCUCAGGGAUCCCACUGCUGGCAGGGCCGGGCCGCCGCUGACCUGCCAGCUUUAUUUUUGGCAUCCCAUUGCCGCUCACAGAUUCUCCAGCCGGACCACUGACCUCAGGAGACUGCUGGGGCCAAGGGGAGACCUUGCCGUGUGAUGCUCUCCUAGCAGCUGCGGUGGAGGAACAAGGACUUCGGCUCAGGACACCAAGGGACCAGCCAUGCUCCGGCACACUCAGCCACAAAGACCAAUACCUGAGGGGCAGGCUGCGAAGGAACCUGCUGUUAAACAGGGGAAUGAAGUGAGCAGAAGGUGUUUUCUCAUCCUGUAGCGGUUGUCCACGUGAAGCUCUCCUGAGCCCCUCAGUCUGAGCAAGAAGAGUUACACGCAGUGGCAGGGCAGCCUGGGGAGGGCUGCUGGUGAACCCUGGCAGCGGGCUUGCACGCUUGGUCUUUGCCCUGUUCUCUGAAGCAUCUCACAAAUUUCCUUGGCUCCUCUCCUAACGAGAUCCACGUGAAGACCCGGUGUGGAAAGGAGACUGCCGGGACGGCCCCGCAGCCUGGUGCCGCUCGUGGGGUUUGGCUCCCGUGCCGCCGCCGUCACGUGAAGCUGGACCGCGCAAGGUGUGACAAGCCUGAGGAGUUUGCACAAACCCUUCUCCCGUUUGGUGCAGCUGAAACCUCGAACGGCGGAGGUUCCAACAGCGCUGACCCUUCCACCCCUGUAAAAGUCAACUUAUUUGCAUGCUAACGCAACAGCGUCCGAACAUAACUGCUCUCUUGCUUGUCAGAGCAAGAGAUGAAAAAUUCAGAAGCGGAGCCUGUGUUUGGUGGCGCAGAUCCUUUCCUUUGCAACUGACUGUAAUUUCCUGGAGGAAGACUACGAAGUUGAACCAAUUAAUGCUUAUUAUGCGGAGCUAUUUCCCUACCCUGGAACUGAUUUUCUAAACAAGGAGUUACGGCAGUGCUGGAGAGGGGGAAGUGCACGUCAGGGAGAGCUCAGUGCGACGCUGUGACUCUCCUGUGCCUGUAGCUGAUAACGACCAUGUCGGCCCCAAAGGACGGAUGGGUUUCUUCCUUCUCUUUCCUGCUCUUCUGUGCUUCCUCCAUCCCAACGUGGGGAAGUGCGAGUCUGCUGCAGGAGCUGAGCCCCCAGGAGUAUUUCAGUAGCCUGCAAGCGGGCAGAGCAUCCCUGGCUUAUUUCAGCCAUAAUGUUUCUCCUGGUGCCCAGCCCUUCUUGGAACAGAUUGGGAACUCGGCCGAGGCCCUCCAGGACUACGGCAUUUCGGUGGUGAAGGUUAAUUGUCCCAAAGAGGAUGUCUCAAGAUAUUGUGGAAAAGAAAAUGCAUUAAGGAAAGCCUACCUGUUCAGAGGUAACGUGCUGAUCAGAGAGUUCCCCACCGAUGCCUUGUUUGACGUGAACUCCAUUGUUGCUAACGUUCUGUUUGCCCUGCUCUUUAAUGAAGUUAAAUAUGUUGAAACACUGGCGGAUCUUCAGAACAUUGAAAAUACGCUGAAGGGGAGGUCAAACAUGGUCUUUGCCUAUGUACCAGCUACCGGGACAGCAGAGCACAGAGCCGUGAUGGAGGUGGCUUUUGUCUAUGGGACUGUCCACCAGUUUGUUCUGACAACUGAGGCAACACUGUUGAAAGACACUGGCAAUGAUGAGCCUGAUGUGUCAUCUGCUCGACUGUUGUUCUGCCACUGCCAGCAGGCCACAGACCUGGCACAGCCCUGCAGGAGGACAGCCAUGGAGCAGGCUCUGACAAUGCUCAACAUUCACAGGCACCUCAAGCUCAUGGGGGCUCCUCUGGUGACAGAGGUUGCUGAGGACCCAGAGAAGGUUUCCACUGUUCACUUACAGCUUGGGCUACCACUUGUGUUCAUCCUCAGCCAGAAAGAGACCUACGAGGCUGACAAGAGGACAGCAGAGUUUGUAGCCUGGCAGCUCUUGGGGAAAGCGGGAGUUGCCCUUUUGUCCAGGGACCUCGUAGAUUUGAACAUUCUGCUCCGGUCAAACGUCGCUCUCAAGACACCGGAUGAGGGAGUGCCAAUCAAAUACCUGGUCUUGGAAGACACUGAUGAAGUUAUAACCCUGGUGGAAGAUAAGAACAAGGUCGAGCAAAUCCAGGAGGAUGAGGAGGAGGAGGAAGAUGAGGAGGAGAAAGAGAAUAACAAUCAAGAUAUUCAGGAUGAUCAGGUGGUGGAAGCGAUUUCCAGGGAUAAGAAACGAGAGCUGCCCCUGGAGCAGAUCCUUGUCCUGACGGAGGAGACCUUCCACUCUACCCUCCUGGAUUCUGCCCGGACGGUGGUGCUGUUUUAUGCCAGCUGGGAGGCAGUGUCCCUGGCGGUGCUGCGGUCCUACACCGAGGUGGCCGAUCUCCUGAAAGGAACUCAAGGGGUUUUGCUGUCUCGGGUAAACUGCUGGGACUGGCCUGGCGUUUGCACCAAGGAGAACGUCACUCAGUUUCCUACCAUCAGGAUUUACGAGAAGGGAGAGCGAUCAGUGAUGUACAAUGGCAUGUGGGGAACCGAAGAACUGACCAGCUUCAUCAUGCUGAGCCGAGUUUCCUGCCCUCUGAAGCUGGCCACGAUUGAGGAAGCAGAAGGAUAUUUAAGAGGAGAGUUUCCAUCUGAGCUGUCCUCCUACCACCACACUUCGGUUCUAGGAGUAUUUAGCACAGCCACUAGUGAAGCCAGGGAAGCUUUCAAAGAGGCAGGAAACAUCUUAAGUGGCCACGUAACCAUGGGGAUGUAUUUUGAAGAUGAUGCCUUGGCUUUAUCCCGUAAAUACGCAGUGUCUCCCCCAGCCCUCCUCCUUGCCAGGAGCGGAGGUCAGAGCGUGGAAGGCAUCACUUUGUCCAAACAGAGUGCGCAGGACAUGGUGCAGAUGAUCAGAUACGAAUUGCUGGAAGUUUUUCCAGAAAUCACCGUGCAAAAUCUGCCCCGCUACUUGGAACUCAGAAAGCCCUUCCUCAUCUUGUUCAGCGAUGGUGUCAUCGGUCAAAUGGAAAGCGAGGAAAUGCUGAAGCUGGCAAAAGGAAGACCCUGGCAAGCGUUUGUGGCUUGCUGGUUGAACUUGAAGAAGACUCCGGUGGGACGCGGGGUCUUGAAGACGUACUUUGCCACCACGCCUUCGCUGCCUGUUCUUGUCUGGGUGAACCUUCAUGCCGGAGGUCAGGUAUUCAAGUUCCCAUCAGAACAGGCCAUCGCUGAAAUGAACAUCUUGUCUUGGCUGGAGAAGCUAAAAGCAGGACUAGAGAUUCCCAGCAGCACCUUGUCUGAGGAAGACUGGAAACCUCCUCUCCCUGCUUACGACUUCCUCCAGAUGAUGGAGACCGCCGUGCCCGAGCUCCCCCCCCACACCUCCCACCGCCGUGGGGACGUACCGGAGCGGUGCCCACCCGAAAGCCCUGGAGGGGACACUGCUGUCCGGGAGGAGCCGUCCCUGGAGACCAAGGCAGAGAAAGUCGGGUCCCCUGGGAGGGACCUGCGGGGCACAGCCCCGAGGCUGGCAGCGAGGGAGAAGCAGGGCAAGAGACACAGCGAGCUCUGAGAGCUGGACAUCCCCCUGCCCGGUGCAAUGACAGAUGUGGAACAGCGCCCAGAAAAACCUUCUCACUUUCCCGCCCCUCCGUGAGCCUUUGCACCAAAGGGAGGAGUGCUUUCAGCUCUAAAUUAAUGGCGAAGGGACAAACCAGCCCCGAAGUCUCAGCGUGAGUUCCCUGCUGUAGCGUGCUGGUCGUUCCGCUGUGGUUUCCGAUGCCAGAAACGUGUCCGUACACCCCGCACCGUGCCCCCCGCCCCCGGCUGCUGUUGGGCUGACAUUUCACAGCAGAUCUGCAGGGAGGAUGCUGCGGGGGAGCUCAGCCCACCCCAUAGCUGGGGUCGAGACGGGGUGUGCUCACCACGCGCCGGAGGCUCGCCCGCACAACGAACUACGCUGGAAAAGUCGAAUCAGCACAACCCUGCUCUAUAGUUUCUAUAUGUCUCACAUAGGCACCUCAAUUGCUGCCAAGCAGGAAGGGGUGAGUGAUUCCAGGAUAAAAAGCACAUUUCUUUCCCCACCAGUUGCGGUAGCGGCUCUGCUGAUGUGUGUCGGCAAGCCCCGCUCUCAAAAAGCGACUGCAUCUGCACUGUGACCACGUGGAGCUGGGGGGGCAAGCGUGCCACCCGCUCCAGGGCUGCUUAAACUGGCACCAGCUUGUGUGUACACGUGAACCGAACUCGUGAGCACAUUCAUCCUCGGGGGUAACAGAAGUAUCUGGUUAAAGCAGUUUUAUUACGAAGGCCGGAGCUCAGGUCAUCGCAACAGCCACGAAUAGCUGAGACAAAAAUUUGCCAGCAAAUCCCAAGGGCGGGCAGGUUGGAAGAUGGCUUUGCUCAGUGUUGGCAUUUUCUUGGUUACAAGCCCAGGAGGUUAUUUGCAGCCUCGAUUCUUUUUUUUGCUGGUGCCUCCUGAGCUGGGAACAAUGUGGGGAGUGAGGUCUGCAGAAAGAUUUUGGAAACGAGGAGAGGGAGAUGAAGGGCAAGGCUGGCAGCGCUGGGGACAGACCCUGCCGAGGUGGGAUGGAGCUGCUUCACAUCCAUAUCUGGAUGGGGAGACGCAGGACCUGGGGAAGUGGCUUUCCAGCCUCUGCCCAUCUCCCGGGGACAGCAAAAGCUCUGUCGUUCCUUGCUGGAGGACCUGAGCCUGCAGGACAGCGUGGGAUGUGGGCUGGGGAGAGCCGUGUGUUUGGGAGGGAGCUUCGUCUAAUCCCACCCAUGCCACGACGAUCUUCCCUUCAAUAAACAUCUGCUCCCUUCCGCAGCACCGCUGAGAUGCGCCGGGAGGGUCGGAUCCUCCUCCUUAUGGCUCAGAAGUUACUGGGAAGGGGAAAAAUUGAUGGUAAGGAGCUGCUGAGAGCAUUGUAAAGCCUGUAUUUCUCAUCCUGCAAGCAGCCCACAUGGUUGGGAGUAUUUUGAAAUGCCCAGAAAUAAACCAUUAGUCCUGGGCUCUCCUUGAAGCCCUUAAUUGAAACAGCCCAUUUUUGGACUUAAGGACAGGCUUAGAGCCAAAAUGUAUGUAUUUAAAGAAAUAAACUGUAGCGUGCAGAUCGGAGCCUGCCAUGCAGCUGAGUAUUCCCAAGGGAAGGAGUAGGUCAGGGUGCGAACAGAUCCUCCGUGAGUUCCCGGCAUUCCUCUGCUGUAUAAGGUCGUUACGCUGCCGGGCUCUACGAGCUGUACGUCGGUCGUUUCCCGUCCUGUCCCUAAUGACGUCACUGCUGCGGUUACAGCAUCGCUCUCCCGCUUGGUGCAGGUGAAGUGCGAUAUUUGGACUUGUCGUUGAUGUCUUAAAUAAAAUCCUUCUCCGGUACAAUAAA
Messenger RNA from Grus americana (Whooping crane), 5807 nucleotides. RefSeq names its product thioredoxin domain containing 16 (gene TXNDC16). The coding region runs from base 1490 to 4000 and encodes 836 amino acids. NCBI's taxonomy places the organism in Eukaryota, Metazoa, Chordata, Aves, Gruiformes, Gruidae. The transcript is spliced from 21 exons. The record is from RefSeq and is a predicted model, not a curated record.